AGCAACCCAAUCCAUUCGUCGUCGAAACUGGAGUAACGUCGUCGUAUCGGUGAUCUCUCGGCGGUACUGUAAUUUACAUUCCCGUCGAAGAAACCACUGUACACUCUGGUGCACGCGUCUCUUUCUGUGUGUGUGUGUACGUGAUACAAGGAAAAUCGUUGGAUCGAAAGAAAUGCUUCGUUCGUGGAUAACCAGGAAUUCGUCCUUGUUGCCAGUAUACGCGGGAGUUCACAUAAAUCACCCAGAUGUUUGUACCGCGGAGAACUCGUUGCUCGCUCCGGCAUGGAAAUUACGCAAUAUUUCGAUUCGACAGAAUCGACUGAAUCAUCAGGUACAAAGUAACCUCUCGUACAUGAAGCUCGGCGGAGACGUACCUUUGACGGACACUACCGUGGGAAAAUUGUUGGAAACCGCUGUGGAAAGAUGGCCAGAUAGAGAAUGCGUGGUGUCGAUCGAUCAAGACGUGCGUCUCACGUUUUCGGAGGUGCUCCGUCGUGCGGAUCGUUUGGCAGCCGGUUUGACGAAACUUGGUAUAAAGAUGGGCGAUUGCCUCGGUGUGUGGGGCCCGAACGACGUCGAGUGGUUAAUUAGCUUCAUGUGCGCCUCCAGAGCGGGUCUAGUUUUGGUCACGAUCAAUCCGACAUACCAAAUCGACGAGUUGAGUUACUGUAUACAAAAGGUUAACAUGAAGGCGGUGAUAUCGCCGGUUAAUUUCAAGAUGCAGAAUUAUCCACGCAUGCUGCUCGAAGCUAAACGAAGGUGUCCCAGUUUGGAGCAUAUAAUUAUCUAUUCGAAGGAUCACGUGACGGGCACUCAACGUUUCAGAGACGUGGAGGAGAGCGCCUCGAGGAUCGAGACUGAGCGAGUCGCGGCUCGACAGGAGGAGAUAUCCUGUCACGCGGGUAACAAUGUACAGUUCACCUCGGGAACCACUGGUAUGCCUAAGGCAACGCUUCUCUCCCAUAGAUCACUGGUGAACAACUCGAAACAGGGAGCGACGAGAUCGGAAUUAGCCACUGGACAAAGGGUCUGCUUGAACGUUCCAUUCUUUCACGCGUUCGGCGUAAUUAAAGGAUUGCUCUGUACGCUUCACGCUGGGACCACGCUCGUUCUUCCAGCUCGGUCCUUCAACCCCGUGAAAGCGGUGGAGGCAAUCGUACGAGAGAAAUGCGACAUCGUUUACGGGACACCGACGAUGUGGAUCAAUUUACUGGACGUCCAUCAACGUCUUAAACCGCCGCCGAUAACUCUCUCGUGUGGAGUGACCGGUGGUUCCCCGACGUCGCCGGAGCUCGUCAAGAAGAUAAAAGAGUGCUUUCAUUUCGACAAUUUGAAGAUGAUAUACGGGCUGACGGAGACCACGGCGAUCAACUUCCACUCUCUGCCCAACGAGCACAACGAAUUGACGGAGACCACGGUUGGUUAUCUUUCCAAUCACAUCGAAGUAAUGGUCGUUGACGUGAACGGCAAGGCUGUUCCCUUUGGUACACCCGGGGAACUCUGGGUCAGAGGGUAUUGCACUAUGAAAGGAUACUGGGGCGACGAGGAGAGCACUAAGAAGACUUUUACCGAAGACGGUUGGCUGAAAACCGGCGAUCGAUUUAUUCUUAGAUCGGACGGUUACGGACAGAUUGUCGGUAGACUGAAAGACAUGCUAAUUCGAGGCGGGGAGAAUAUUUUUCCAAAGGAGGUCGAGGAUAUGCUGAUGACGCAUCCCUCUGUGCUCGAGGCGCAAGUUAUAGGGGCCUACGAUAAAGUGUACGGAGAAGAAGUGUGCGCAUGCGUGCGCCUUCGAAACGGCGCGAGUCUCACGAAAGAAGAGCUGAGGGAGUACUGUAAGAAACGAAUGGCGCCGUUCAAGAUACCGCGUUACGUGGAAUUCGUGGACGAGUAUCCGAAAACCGCCAGCGGAAAGGUACAGAAGUAUAGAUUGAGAAAGGAACUGGAACAGAAAGGUGUGAUUCCUUCCCAGUAGGGCGACGAUGCUUCAACGAGGAUUAAACAAGACUUAUCGCUGUUCUUAAUAGUCCGAUUUUUGAAAUUAACGAGAACACGUCGAAAUCUUCACGAUCGAUCUAUAAAAAUAAAGAAAUACGAGUGAUAUAAUUUUUAAACGUAUGAUUCUUUUUUGCACGCGG
This is a messenger RNA of Habropoda laboriosa, 2138 nucleotides long. RefSeq names its product acyl-CoA synthetase family member 2, mitochondrial (gene Acsf2). The record is from RefSeq and is a predicted model, not a curated record. Gene Ontology annotation, molecular function: medium-chain fatty acid-CoA ligase activity. The coding region runs from base 173 to 1975 and encodes 600 amino acids. NCBI's taxonomy places the organism in Eukaryota, Metazoa, Arthropoda, Insecta, Hymenoptera, Apidae. Gene Ontology annotation, biological process: fatty acid metabolic process. The transcript has 8 exons.